CAGUCACUUAUCUACAUGCUCUUCAUUAGCUCAACAUUGAACAGCCAUAAACUUGUUUGUAUUUGAAAUUAUAAGUUUUGUUAUUACUAUUACUAUUAUCAUCAUCUCAUCCCGGAUAAUGAUAUAAUCGCCAGAAUAGGAGAGAUUGCUUUACGUCGGCCCUCAGCAUUUUCAUAACAAGAUUUGUAACUCUAAAGUAAAAGGUACCGUAUUGACGUUUCAAAUAUAGCCACGAAUCCUGGUUUUGUGUGCCCAUCACUUCGUUACGCCUAUAUAUUUUGUAAUUACAGAAUCUUCAUCAUUAAUAGCCACUUUGGGAAUUUCAAAAUCGGUAUAGUAAUACUUCAGUAUUCGAAAUUGACUGCAUCAGGAUAAGAAGAAUUACCAAUCCGAAAAAUGCAAGCAAAUGAAUUGGUCACCUAUAAUCCAGGAUUCACUGCAGGUCUGGAAAACAGGACGCUUUCACCCAAUGAUUCGGAUCUGAGCUUGAAUAAUGUUUAUGAUGCUGGUUUUGUACUAAACGAAACUUUGGUCAAGAUUUUUGUCUGGUUCAUAUAUAUAAUGGUGUUCGUUACAGGAUGCAGUGGAAAUAUCCUGGUUAUGAUUGCCAUACAUCAAUGUCGACAGCUGAAGGGUGUGCCAGCGAUGCUGCUGGUGAGCCUAGCCAUAGCUGACUUUUUAGUGUGCCUUUUGAUCGCACCUGCGGAAAUCUAUGCAUACAUGGCUGUCGAAUUCCACUUGGGAGCGUUUCUUUGCAAAUUCAUUACUUUUCUGAAUCAGCUUGUAUUUACUUGUUCUUCGUUCACACUAACCAUUAUCAGUGUCGAGAGAUUGUACGUUGUGAAAUAUCCUCUGCAGGCGCGAUCUGUUAUCACAACAAGACGGGCUCGGUUUGUUAUUGUUGGGACUUGGUUGUUCGCUGUGUUGUGCGCAGUACCAAACACAUAUAGGCAGGAGCAUAUUAACCGGGUCCAUGGCAUAUACAGAUGGUCAGUGUGUAUUCCGAACGAUACAAAACCUUGGAUAGAAUUGAACGCCUUGUUCGAUUUCUUUGUUAAAUUCGCCUUUCCUGUACUUAUCAUGGCGAUCUCGUACGCAGUCGUUAUUGUCACUCUCUACAAAAGUACGAGACAGAGCAAACGAUUACAGAGUAUAAAGAUGUCGGAUAACAAGAUUAUCAAAUCGGCUUCAAACGGUGAAACGACGGAGUUGACGAAUAAGUCCGUCAAAAAUAUGGCCAAGAAAACCAAAGCGGAAAAACAACAGGCCGACAGGAAUCAGGCAAUCAUUAUGCUUCUCAUUGUCGUUGUGUUGUUCUUUGUAACUUGGGGACCGUUCAUGAUAUAUCAACUCCUGGACCGUUUAAGUGUCAUUGACGCUCACUUAACCAGUGUUAAUCGGCUUAUCUUCAUAAUAGUGAGGAUGUUAGCUAUAGCAAACAGCUGCAUGAACCCAUUUCUCUAUGUGUUUAUGUCAAAAAGUUUCCGAUCAGCCAUUACAGCCACUUUAUGUUGCCGCAGAGAGCGAACAGGUCUGGCGAAAACAAGCAACAUUGGACGCAGCAUAUCAGGUGGCCUUAGCACCAAGACCACCACAAGUCACUACAGCAUAUCGGGCAUCAACUAAUGACGCAACAGCAAAUUUGUUGUUUUUUUUUAAUUUGAAAUACAAAUUGGAAGAAGAGCAGAUUGUUGGCCCUACCCAGUUACAGGAACAGGGAAAUAGAAACGUAUAUAGAUAGCUGUAUAGGUUUUAUUAGACGGGAUCUAUACAAAUUCUGAAGUACAACGUCUUGAUAUGUAAUUUAGAUAUUUAAUAUUGUAUUGAAUUGUUUAUUUAUUUAGCGCAUUUUCAGAUAAUUAAUUGAUUAUUCUUCAUUGGGCUUAAAGGUAAAAUAUGAUUAAGUCUCGAGACACAGAACAGCAGCGCAUGUGUGGUAUGUAUGUUACUGUCACCAGGGAACACAUUUCACUAUUCCCUGCUGUCACUAGAAACAAAUACAGCGACGUGCUUUUAUGUUUAAACCUACUAAGUAUCGGGUACCUAAUGGCGACUGAUAGUUGCACAACAAACAAUUAAAUGUCAUUUAUAUUCAUUAAAUGUAAUUCGUGAUAUGUAUUAGUAGCCAACGUAACGUAUCGUAACAUGUAAUGGUGUAGUGUGACAAAUCGGAUCAAUGAUGACUGUGUUACAUUCUAAAAUAUGAAAUUACAUUAUGUACAUAAAAUAUAUUUUCCUUAAUAUUCAUAUUGAUGUAAAUAAGAUGAUAUAAAAUAAUAAUAGGAACAGUAUCCAAUUAUAAGCGAUUUUAUGAUUGUAUUGAGCAUAGCCCUU
Molecule: messenger RNA, 2334 nt
Organism: Anneissia japonica
Lineage: Eukaryota; Metazoa; Echinodermata; Crinoidea; Comatulida; Comatulidae
Product: allatostatin-A receptor-like
Exons: 7
Coding region: 397-1626 (409 amino acids)
Biological process (GO): G protein-coupled receptor signaling pathway
Cellular component (GO): plasma membrane
Molecular function (GO): G protein-coupled receptor activity
Source: RefSeq, a predicted model, not a curated record